GAUGCCAAAAAGAAUCGCAAAGAGAUUUUUUUACGACGUCGAAGCUUGGCUGUUCGCCGCUGACAGAAAGAUCAAAGAGGUGAGGAAUUUAAUGGACGAAGCAGAAAUGGCGACAAAGAAGUGCCUUAUUGGGUUAUGCCCUAAUGUCAAGUCCCGAUACCAACUCGGUAAGAAAGCGGACCUAGAGGCUAUGGCUAUUGCUGAACUCCCUGGAGAAGUCAGGUUUUUUGGCAGAGUUUCAUACCGUACUGCUCCAGAGCCGAUAACUUUUGAACCUGCUAGAGAUUUUAAGGCUUUCCAGUCAAGAGAUUUUGUUUUAAAUGAGAUCAUGGAUGCAUUGAAAGAUGAUAGCGUCAUCGUUAUCGGGGUCCAUGGCGUUAGUGGUGUAGGCAAAACCACACUUGUCAAAGAAGUUGCUAGGCGAGCUAUGGAGGGCGAGUUAUUUGAUUCCGCAUGCAUGGCAGUUGUAACCCAAACUCCUGACAUUAAAAAAAUCCAAGAUCAAAUUGCAGACGAGUUGGCCUUAAGAUUUGAAGAAAAGAGUAUGGCAGUAAGAGCAAGUCAGUUGUGCUAAAGAUUGAUGAACGAGA
Durio zibethinus is the source of this 590-nucleotide messenger RNA. NCBI's taxonomy places the organism in Eukaryota, Viridiplantae, Streptophyta, Magnoliopsida, Malvales, Malvaceae. The record is from RefSeq and is a predicted model, not a curated record.